UUCAGUUUCAGACAGAUUCUCAGGCACCAAAGUUGAAUUUGCCAACUUUGGUGCUUGGGAACACCAUCAAUCACUCUGCUUAAAUAUAACGGAGAGCAUGACAGAUUCUCCAUGGGCUGUUGUGCCUUACCAUGACCCUUAUGAUCAUGAAGUCCCCGACGUUGUGAAUUUCAUUAAUGAUACUCCUGAUCCAACCCUUGACACAUUGUUCGACGGUGGAGUAGUUCCUUCUUUCUCUCAUCAAUAUCCAAUUCCUCAGUUUGAUAAUGGAAUCCAAGAUUUUCCCAUGUCCCCAAUGUGGGAUAUGGGCAACAAUUAUAAUGGCGGAGGGAAUAAUACUAUUUCAGCACUAGCGGAUCAUCCUUCACAGUGUUCCGGACGCGGAGGAGGAGAAUCGGGUUUUGAUCAGAAUUCGGGGUUGGGGUUUGGGAGUAAUGUGAUGCCACCUCCAGUUUGGGCUCCACCACCAAUCCCCUUCAGUUGCUGCGGUUGCCAAGUUCUAAGGGAAAUUGUUCACUUCAAUCGCAAUUAUAUUAUGACACUUGAAAUCCAUGGAAGACUCGGUGCCAUCUGUCAUGCAAUUCAAGAAACCCGCGCCAAUUACUUGUACGAUUCCAGUGCUUCUAUUGAGCCUCACUAUCAGAACUUUGACUUUUGCAAUAAAAACAUCGAGGAAGUGAAGCAGUUUCUGACGCAAUACUGCUUAGAGCGAAAGGUAGAAGGCUACAUUAUGCAGCAAGAUCCUCUGCAAGCAUUUUAUCAGACUCUCUGUGUUGGUAUGGAUGGUGAGUGGGAUGAUAUUCUUAGUUAUCCCGACGAAUUCAUUCCUGAGGACUUGGACACUACCGACGACUUCAUUUCUCCUAAUUCAGAAAUGGCGGAAGAAAUCGAUGAGGUGACCGUGAAUAUGAAAGGGAAGGGUCCUAGGCUUCCCAGGUUUUCCCUUGCAGAACAGAGGGAGAGAGCAGCAAAAAUGAAAUUAAAUGAUCUUCGUGCUUACUUCCAUCUCACCAUUGAAGAGGCUUCUGAGCAAUUGGGUUUUUGCCCAACUGUUGUCAAGAGGAUCUGCCGCAAAUUUGGAGUAAGCAGGUGGCCUGCUAGAAAGAUCAAAAGCAUUGAGAGGCGAAUAUCAAGCUUGAGGCCGCUUUUGAAUUCAUAUAGUGAUAGCACCAGGGUCCAUGUUGCAGCUGAAAUUAAAAGGCUUGAAAGAGAAGUAGCCCGACUUGUAUCAUAAUGUGAAUCCGCUUAUUCCAGUUCUAUACUGAAGAAAGUAUAUAUGAUGCUAUCAUAUUUUAUUUUUUG
Rosa chinensis is the source of this 1302-nucleotide messenger RNA. Its product is annotated as protein RKD3. The record is from RefSeq and is a predicted model, not a curated record. The transcript is spliced from 5 exons. Lineage: Eukaryota; Viridiplantae; Streptophyta; Magnoliopsida; Rosales; Rosaceae. The coding region runs from base 98 to 1234 and encodes 378 amino acids. Gene Ontology annotation, molecular function: DNA-binding transcription factor activity.